GCCGGCGCAGAGUCUGUGAGGUGUCUCGGACCCGCCACAGCGGCUGCAGUUCUCCGCGAUGCCGAGGCCAGAGCCGGACUGCUCGCCACUCUGAGCCGGUCCCAACACGGAAGGCACAGAGGGAGGCCAUGGCGGAGUCCUCCGAGUCCGGGCGGCUGGCGUCGGAGGACGGCGGCGGGAGCUUGGAAGCGGAGGAUGACGAGGAGCGGGAGCCGCUGUUGCCGCGGAUCGCCUGGGCCCAGCCACCUAAGGGCGCCCCCGGGAUCGCCGUCAGGCUCGUGGAGGCUGCCGGCCAGGAGGGCGCGGCCUCUCCUCGCGAGGCUGGAGACAAGGAACUGCUGCUCGGGUCUUGGGACGCGCCCAGCCGGCCCUCCCGGAGCGUGAGUGUCCGCCGGAGCUCGGCCCCCCCCCCCCCCCGGAAACUCCCCAGAGGUGCAGCAUUGAAUACAUUCUUGGAUGAUCCUGAAUUUGCUGAUACUGUGUUGAAAGCAGAGCAAGCAGUAGAAUUUGGAGUUUUUCCAGAAAGAAUCUCUCAAGGUUCAAGUGGAAGUUACUUUGUGAAGGAUCCUAAGAGGAAAACUAUAGGUGUGUUUAAACCCAAAUCAGAAGAGCCUUAUGGUCAACUGAAUCCAAAAUGGACCAAAUAUGUUCAUAAAGUCUGCUGCCCUUGCUGCUUUGGUAGAGGCUGCCUGCUUCCUAAUCAGGGAUACCUUUCUGAAGCUGGUGCCUCCCUUAUAGAUGAAAAGCUUCAUCUGGGCAUUGUACCUAAAACAAAGGUGGUUUGGCUUGUCAGUGAGACAUUUAACUACAGUGCAAUUGACCGUGCAAAAUCUAGAGGCAAAAAGUAUGCUUUAGAGAAAGUGCCUAAAGUAGGUAGAAAAUUCCAUCGGAUAGGACUCCCUCCUAAGAUUGGUUCCUUUCAGUUAUUUGUUGAAGAUUACAAGGAGGCUGAAUAUUGGCUUAGGAAAUUUGAAGCUGACCCUUUGCCUGAGAAUAUUAGAAAAGAAUUUCAGUCACAAUUUGAAAGAUUAGUUAUUUUGGAUUACAUCAUCAGAAAUACAGACAGGGGAAAUGAUAAUUGGUUAAUCAAAUAUGAAAAGCAGAAACAGGGAAAGGAAAUUAAGGAAACGGAAUGGAUUGAUGAUAAAGAAUCACUUAUUAAAAUAGCUGCAAUUGAUAAUGGUCUGGCAUUUCCCUUUAAGCAUCCUGAUGAAUGGAGAGCAUAUCCAUUUCACUGGGCUUGGCUCCCUCAGGCAAAAGUUCCUUUUUCUGAAGAAACAAGAAACUUAAUUCUACCAUAUAUUUCUGACAUGAACUUUGUGCAAGAUUUAUGUGAAGAUCUUCAUGAACUUUUUAAGAUUGACAGAAAAUUUAACAAAGCCACUUUUGAAAGUCAGAUGUCUGUGAUGAGAGGUCAGAUCUUAAAUCUUACUCAGGCACUGAAAGAUGGGAAGAGUCCUGUUCAGCUGGUACAAAUGCCCUGUGUGAUUGUGGAGCGCAGUCAAGGUAGAAAUCAGGGUCGGAUUGUCCAUACGAGCAGUUCUUUCACCCAGACUGUCCACUGCAGGAAGCCAUUCUUUUCCUCCUGGUAGCAGAUGUAAGAGUAAAAGAAGCAAACCGUUCGGCAUUAUUAUAUUGUUAAAACAAUACAGUAAUGCAAAUCUGUUAAGAGCUCCCAUUGCCAAAACCUCAAAUAAUGUAAGUCUUUAAAAGGUUAUCUUUUGAAUGUAAUCAAAAGUUUACAGCUUUUUUGUCCAAAUAUUAAAUUUCUAUUUCAGGGAAGAAGUGAUAGAUCGCCUAUAUUGUAUUUUUGUAGAAAAAUUGUAUUUUAUGUUGUUGAUGUUAGUUUAAAAGGUAAUUUCUUGGUUUACAUACUCUGAAAUGACUGUAAUUACUUUAGAAUCCAAGUAGAAAAAUAAGAUAUUUGUUGACUUUGAAUAACUUUUUAUAUUCUUUUUAAACAUUGAGAAGGAUGUUCAUGUUCACUCUUCUUACAUUAUAAAAGGCCUGUGAGGGUGAAACUGCUCUUGUGAGUUUUAAUAAGUGGUUAAUAGAAAAACAGGUAAGAAUAGAGCAAUGUUGCCUUAAUUGAAAAAGCUGCUAUUUUAGAACUUGAAUAAGUGUCCCCAAAGUGAUCAUUGCUAUUAGGGACCAGAAAGUUAUAUUUUGGUUGAGUAGAAGAUGACCAUUUUAUUUUCUGUACUUCAGAAUAUUUUUGGUCAAUUAUUUUGUAAUAGUAAGGAAACAAAUCUAAAGAUGUUCUCCCUUUAGAAAAAAAAUGGAAACACUCAGCUGAGACUGGAGGGGACUAACAGGAAAUUAAGGCAGAUCUCUAAUAUUUUGAAAUUCCAAAAUAGCAUUAGAAGUCCCUUUUGUUUCUUGCAUGGGAUCAAUUACUUAAUCUAUUAGUACUUUAGAGUACUGAUCUUACUCAGUUUAGUAGUUCAGUUAGUAUUAACUUUACCGAAAAGUAAACCAUACCCCAAAGUAUAUAUUGGAUUGCAUUUUGGGGUCCU
Molecule: messenger RNA, 2516 nt
Organism: Lontra canadensis (Northern American river otter)
Lineage: Eukaryota; Metazoa; Chordata; Mammalia; Carnivora; Mustelidae
Gene: PI4K2B
Product: phosphatidylinositol 4-kinase type 2 beta
Exons: 10
Coding region: 129-1592 (487 amino acids)
Biological process (GO): endosome organization; Golgi organization; phosphatidylinositol phosphate biosynthetic process
Cellular component (GO): lysosomal membrane; trans-Golgi network; plasma membrane
Molecular function (GO): 1-phosphatidylinositol 4-kinase activity
Source: RefSeq, a predicted model, not a curated record